Molecule: messenger RNA, 1317 nt
Organism: Fomitiporia mediterranea MF3/22
Lineage: Eukaryota; Fungi; Basidiomycota; Agaricomycetes; Hymenochaetales; Hymenochaetaceae
Exons: 3
Coding region: 1-1317 (438 amino acids)
Molecular function (GO): protein binding
Source: RefSeq, a predicted model, not a curated record
AUGCAAGACGCGAAACCGGCUCAGAGGAAGCUAACGCGACAUUCUGAAUUCUGGUUCUCCGACGGGUCUAUCGUUCUCCUCGCCAACGAUGUAUUGUUUCGCGUGCAUAAGUCAUUCCUUGCGCGACAUUCACUAGUCUUCCGGGAUAUGUUCUCUUUGCCCCAGCCAUCGGCUGUGUUAGAGGAGAAUCUGCCACCCACCAUGAGGUGCAGCCUGAGUGGGACGAGUGGCAGCAGGACGAGUCUUUCGUCCUUGCCCGAAGACCUGCUCUCUGAUCUGGCUGCUGACAAUGGCGAGGCUACGUUGGAUGGAUGCCCUGUUGUACCGUUGCAUGACUCCCCCGACGACGUCGCGAGUCUGUUAUAUGCUCUCUACGACGGCCCCAAGUUCGACAACAACUCGAGCGAAGAUUUCCGUGUCGUUUCAGGCAUUCUGAGACUUGCAAGUAAAUACGAGAUUGACGGACUCCGGUCGCGUGCGCUUGAGCAUUUGAGCGUAGCUUGGCCUGCAACGUUGAAGGGAUGGGAUGCGCGCGAGGAGUUUCUUGGGAACGCUGGUGGAAGUGUGGAAGAGCCAAGAUUUUAUCCUAAUCCAGUGGAGGUUAUUAAUCUUGCACGCGAAGUUAACGCUCCAAACCUUUUACCUUCCGCUUUCUAUGACCUUUCGCGAUACCCACUCGAGCACAUCUUUCAGAACAGCCAGGGAUCUAUCCCAGCGUUACCACAGUCAGACCGAACGGCUCACACCGAGCUCUCCCUCACCGAUACCCAGCGCCUCGCACUUGGCAAAGAAACGUCACAUUGCGCAGUGACCGCCCUCAUCCGCAGUCUCGCAACCGAAGCGCGUUCCAAUCCAUCACACCAUACGCAAAGCCACUCAAUUAUCGGUCACCACGCACGUGGAUUUGCCGCACGCCACCAACACAGGCGGUCCGACUCCGCUGCAGGAGUGGGAAGGUGCGCGUCUCCAGCAACGUGCUGGCGAGACGUCUGCGAGCUCGUUGAUCUCGCAACACAGCAUUACCUAUUCGAUCGCGAACGAGGUGCUUCGGAUCCUCUAUACGUCGCCGAGGAACUUGCACUUCUCAAGAGCUCAGGCGACGUGUCUUAUCCAUCUGAGCGAAGUGACCUCCUCGGCGGCAGGAACGGAGGUGGAGGUGGAGGGACACAUGGCGGUGUUGGGAUGGGGUUGUUAGAUGAGGAUUUGGGUGAGGCGGGGACGUGUAGGGCUUGUUCGCGUGCUUUUGAGGUGUGGGCGACGAAGGAGCGAGAGAGGCUUUGGAGGGCGAUACCUGGGUGGUUCAAGCUUGAUCAAUGA